Piliocolobus tephrosceles (Ugandan red Colobus) is the source of this 2791-nucleotide messenger RNA. RefSeq names its product zinc finger protein 548. Gene Ontology annotation, biological process: regulation of transcription by RNA polymerase II. Bases 145 to 2220 code for a protein of 691 amino acids. The record is from RefSeq and is a predicted model, not a curated record. Gene Ontology annotation, molecular function: RNA polymerase II cis-regulatory region sequence-specific DNA binding; DNA-binding transcription activator activity, RNA polymerase II-specific. Gene Ontology annotation, cellular component: nucleus. The transcript is spliced from 7 exons. NCBI's taxonomy places the organism in Eukaryota, Metazoa, Chordata, Mammalia, Primates, Cercopithecidae.
ACAGGCACAACUGACAGUGGCAGAGGCUCGGCUGAUAAGGACGAGGGACGGCGGUGUCCUUGUCUUGCCUUUGUCGCUCCCGCCCCUCUCUUCCCUGGCUGGGCUGGCGGAGUCUGCGCCGAAGAACCUAAGGGCCCCCUGGCGAUGGCAGAAAUGAACCCAGCACAGGGCCGUGUGGUCUUUGAGGACGUGGCCAUAUAUUUCUCCCAGGAGGAGUGGGGGCACCUUGAUGAGGCUCAGAGGUUGCUGUACCGCGAUGUGAUGCUGGAGAAUUUGGCCCUUUUGUCCUCGUUAGGUUGUUGCCAUGGAGCUGAGGAUGAGGAGGCACCUUUAGAGCCAGGUGUUUCCGUAGGAGUGUCACAGGUCAUGGCUCCAGAGCCCUGUCUAUCUACCCAGAAGACCCAGCCCUGUGAGACAUGUAGCUCACUUCUGAAGGACAUUCUGCGUCUGGCUGAGCAUGACGGAACACACCCCAAGCAGGGACUGUACACGUGUCCAGCACAUCUUCACCAGCACCGAAAGGAGCAGAUUAGAGAGAGACUUUCCAGAGGGGAUGGAGGAAGACCAACAUUUGUGAAGAACCACAGCGUUCACAUGGGUCCCCUAGUGAUGGCAGGACCGGACCCUACACAGGGCCGUGUGGUCUUUGAGGACGUGGCCAUAUAUUUCUCCCAGGAGGAGUGGGGGCACCUUGAUGAGGCUCAGAGGUUGCUGUACCGCGAUGUGAUGCUGGAGAAUUUGGCCCUGUUGGCCUCACUAGGUUGUUGGUAUGGAGCUGAGGAUGAGGAGGCACCUUCACAGCAAGGUUUUUCUGUAGGAGUGCCGGAGGUUACAACUUCAAAGUCCUGUCUGUCCACCCAGAAGGUCCACCCUAGUGAGACAUGUGGCCCACCCUUGAAAGACAUUCUGUGCCUGGUUGAGCACAGUGGAAUUCAUCCUGAACAAGACAUACAUAUUUGUGAGGCAGAGCUUUUUCAGCACCCAAAGCAGCAAAUUGGAGAGAAUCUUUCCAGAGGGGAGGACUGGGUACCUUCAUUUGGGAAGAACCACAGAGUUCACAUGGCAGAAGAGGUCUUCACAUGCAUGGAGGGCUGGAAGGACUUACCAGCCACCUCAUGCCUCCUCCAGCACCAGGGCCCUCAAAGUGAGUGGAAGCCAUACAGGGGCACAGAGGACAGAGAAGCCUUUCAUUCUGGACAAAAUGGUUACAAAUGUAGUGAUUGCGGAAAAACCUUCACCUGCAGCUAUUCCCUUGUUGAGCACCGGAAAAUCCACACAGGAGAAAGGUCUUAUGAAUGUACCAAAUGUGGGAAAUUCUUUAAGUACAGUGCCAAUUUCAUGAAACAUCAGACAGUUCACACUAGCGAAAGGACCUAUGAGUGCAGAGAAUGUGGAAAAUCCUUUAUGUACAACUACCGACUCAUGAGACAUAAGCGAGUUCACACUGGAGAAAGGCCUUAUGAGUGCAGCACAUGCGGGAAAUUCUUUCGGUACAGCUCCACAUUUGUUAGACAUCAGAGAGUUCACACUGGAGAAAGGCCGUAUGAGUGCAGGGAAUGUGGGAAAUUCUUUAUGGACAGCUCCACACUCAUUAAACAUCAGAGAGUUCACACCGGAGAAAGACCUUAUAAGUGCAAUGACUGUGGGAAGUUUUUUAGGUAUAUCUCUACACUCAUUAGACAUCAGAGAAUUCACACUGGAGAAAGGCCUUAUGAGUGCAGUGUAUGUGGGGAAUUGUUUAGGUACAACUCCAGCCUCGUUAAACAUUGGAGAAAUCACACUGGAGAAAGGCCUUACAAAUGCAGUGAAUGUGGGAAAUCAUUUAGGUACCACUGCAGACUCAUUAGACACCAAAGAGUCCACACGGGAGAAAGGCCUUAUGAGUGCAGCGAAUGCGGGAAAUUCUUUCGUUACAACUCCAACCUCAUUAAACAUUGGAGAAAUCACACUGGAGAAAGGCCUUAUGAGUGCAGAGAGUGUGGGAAAGCCUUUAGCCACAAGCAUAUCCUUGUUGAGCACCAGAAAAUCCACAGUGGAGAAAGACCUUAUGAGUGCAGCGAAUGCCAGAAGGCCUUUAUUAGAAAGUCUCACCUGGUUCAUCACCAGAAAAUCCACAGCGAAGAGAGGCUUGUGUGCUCCAUGAAUGUGGGGAAUUCUUUAGCUAAAACUCCAACCUCAUUAAACAUCAGAGAUUUCACAAUGGAGAAAGUUUACCAUUGACUAUUGUAAUUGGGUAUUAAUGUGAUAUAAAAUCCACAUUUUUAUGCAACUAAUCUCCAGAACAUUUUUCCUCUUGCAAAAAAAAUAAAAUGCUGGACCCAUUAACAACAACUCAUUCCCCUUCCCUACUUCCCCAGGAAUUCUCAACUAUAUUUCUAUGUCUAUGAAUUUGGUAUCUAUUGGUACCUCAUAUAAGUGGAUUCAUACAGUAUUUAUCUUUUGAGACUGGCUUAUUUCACUUAGGAUAAGGUCCUCACGGUUCACCCACGUUGUAUAAUGUGUCAGAAUAUCCUUCCUUUUUUAGGUGAAAAAAUAUUCUGUGCUAUUUAUAUACUACAUUUAUUUAUCCAGUCAUCUGUUAAUGGAUGCUUGGGUUACUUCCACCUUUUGCCUAUUGAAAUAAUGCUGCUAUGAAGAUGAGUAUACAAUUGUCUAUUCAAGAUUCUACUUUCAAUUCUUGUUGAGUAUAUACUCAGAAAUGGUAGUGCUGGAUCAUAUAGGAUUUCUAUUUUUUUAUUUUUUAUUUUUUUUUUAGACGGAGUCUUGCUCUGUCACCCAGGCUGGAGUGCAG